GCAGCCCCGGCCCCUGCCUGUCCCCCCACCGCCCUCUCAGCUCAGAGUGCGCACGUCUCCCCGCUCCCCUGUACCCCCAGCAGCCGCUGCGGAGCGGGUGGGCUGGGCGCUAGCGGCGGACCCGGCUCUGCAGCUUUCGGGGUGGGCGCGUGGAGCGCAGGAGCCCGGUCCCGGGCCUGCAGCGCCGCCUCCCCAGCGCGUCCCGCAGCGGCGCCGCUGCCUGGUUCCCUCCCACCCAAGAUGGCGGAGAGCCUCCCCGAGCAUGAGCGGAUCCUGCAGGAGAUCGAGAGCACGGACACGGCCUGCGUGGGGCCCACCCUGCGGUCUGUAUAUGAUGACCAGCCAAAUGCACACCAAAGAUUUAUGGAAAAACUAGAUGCUUGCAUACGUAACCAUGACAGAGAGAUAGAAAAGAUGUGUAAUUUUCACCAUCAGGGCUUUGUGGAUGCUAUUACAGAACUUCUUAAAGUAAGGGCUGAUGCAGGAAAAUUAAAGGUCCAAGUUACUGAUACCAACCGAAGGCUUCAAGAUGCUGGGAAAGAGGUGAUAGCCCAAACAGAGGAAAUCAUCCGAUGUAGAAUUCAGCAGCGGAAUAUUACAACAGUAGUGGAAAAACUGCAGUUGUGUCUUCCAGUACUGGAAAUGUACAGCAAACUAAAAGAGCAGAUGAAUGUAAAAAGAUAUUAUUCUGCUUUAAAAACAAUGGAACAGUUAGAAAAUACGUACCUUCCUAGAGUUAGCCAAUAUCGUUUUUGCCAAAUAAUGAUAGAAAAUCUUCCAAAACUGCGUGAAGAAAUUAAAGAAAUUUCCAUGUCAGAUCUCAAGGACUUUUUAGAGAGUAUUCGAAAACAUUCUGACAAAAUAGGGGAAACAGCAAUGAAACAGGCACAGCAACAGAAAACCUUUAAUACAGCUCUUCAGAAACAGAAUAAUGUAAACUAUGGGAGGAAUAUGUAUGUAAUUAAUGGCAGAGUUCCAGAACCUAAGUAUGAAAUUACAUUCAAGCGAACACUUGAGGAAGAGGAUGAACAUGAAGAAGAGGUUUUGACUGCUCAUGAUCUUGUAGAUUUUUCUCCUGUUUACAGAUGCUUGCAUAUCUAUUCAGUUUUGGGUGAUGGAGAGACAUUUGAAAACUACUACAGAAAGCAAAGAAGGAAACAAGCAAGAUUAGUUCUGCAGCCACAGUCAAGCAUGCAUGAAACAGUAGAAGGCUACAGAAGAUAUUUCAGUCAAAUUGUAGGUUUCUUUGUAGUGGAAGAUCACAUUUUACAUGUAACCCAAGGAUUAGUAACUAGAGCAUACACUGAUGAACUGUGGAACAUGGCACUGUCAAAGAUCAUUGCUGUUCUUAGAACCCAUACGUCAUAUUGCACUGAUCCUGAUCUUGUUUUAGAGCUGAAGAAUCUCAUUGUUGUGUUUGCUGAUACUUUGCAGGGUUAUGGGUUUCCUGUGAAUCGACUGUUUGAUCUUUUAUUUGAAAUAAGAGAUCAGUACAAUGAAACACUGCUUAAAAAAUGGGCUGGGUUGUUCAGGGAUAUUUUUGAAGCAGAUAAUUACAGCCCUAUCCCUGUAGCAAAUGAAGAGGAGUACAAAAUAGUGAUUAGCAAAUUUCCUUUUCAAGAUCCAGAACUUGAUAAGCAAUCCUUCCCAAAGAAACUCCCAAUGUCUCAAUCGGUGCCUCAAAUUUAUAUCCAGGUUAAGGAGUUUAUCUAUGCAAGCCUUAAAUUUUCAGAGUCACUUCACCGCAGUUCGACAGAAAUAGAUGAUAUGCUUAGAAAAUCUACAAAUUUGCUGCUAACAAGAACUUUAAGUAGUUGUUUACAAAACCUCAUCAAAAAGCCACAUAUAGGUUUAACAGAGCUGGUGCAAAUCAUCAUAAACACAACACACCUGGAACAAGCCUGUAAAUACCUUGAGGACUUCAUAACUAACAUUACAAAUAUUUCCCAAGAGACUGUUCACACUGCAAGGCUGUAUGGUCUUUCCACUUUUAAGGAUGCAAGACAUGCAGCAGAAGGAGAAAUAUACACCAAACUGAAUCAAAAAAUUGAUGAAUUUAUUCAGCUUGCUGACUAUGAUUGGACAAUGUCUGAGCCUGCUGGAAGAGCCAGUGGAUAUUUAAUGGACCUUAUUAAUUUCUUAAGAAGCACAUUUCAAGUUUUUACUCACUUGCCUAAUAACAACAAUGACCAUGCAGCUAUGUCGGGAAAAGUGGCCCAGACAGCUUGCAUGUCAGCCUGCCAACAUCUUUCAACAUCCCUGAUGCAGAUGCUAUUGGACAGUGAGUUAAAACAGAUAAGCAUGGGAGCUGUUCAGCAAUUUAACUUAGAUGUCAUACAGUGUGAAUUGUUUGCCAGUUCUGAGCCUGUGCCAGGAUUCCACGGGGACACCCUGCAGUUAGCUUUCAUCGACCUCAGACAACUUCUGGACCUUUUUAUGGUGUGGGACUGGUCAACCUACCUAGCUGAUUAUGGUCAACCUACUUCUAAGUACUUACGAGUAAAUCCAAGCACAGCCCUUACCCUCCUGGAGAAAAUGAAAGACACUAGCAAAAAGAACAAUAUUUUUGCUCAGUUCAGGAAGAAUGAUCGUGACAAGCAGAAGUUAAUAGAGACCGUAGUAAAGCAACUUAGAAGUUUAGUGAACGGUAUGUCCCAGCACACAUAGACCUGUUAGAUCGUUUGUAUCUCAUCGUGCCGAGAUGUAUUUCUUGGCCACCAUUUCUACAUAGCAGGCAGGGAUGGUGAUUAGGACUCUUGUUUGGUUGAAUAAAAGAAAAAUGCGAUAGAGGUGGCUUGUAUACGGAGAUAGCAGUAAAUAAUACUUUGUAUGUAUUUUUAACGAAUUGAAUACUAUUUUAUAUAUUGUAAACAAAUGGUGGAAAUGGGACUGUAAAAUAAAAAGCAGGUCACUCACACUGUACAUGAAAUACCUGAACUGUAAAUACAUUAUUUAGAAGUGGGUAGCCGUUACAUACAAAUUUUUGCUCCAGUUAGAAAUUACUGGAAAAAAGUUUUGCUAUAAUCCUUUAAUUGCCGUUUUCCGAAUAAAUCCUAAUUUAAUAUUUUUAAACGUUGAAAUACAUGCGUUUCAGAUGUUGCCUGGUCGUUUUCUUUUUAUUAAUUGUAUAUUAGCCUUAAAAGUGAUUGGGACAUAAUUUUGUAUACCAAUUUUGUAGUGUGGAGGUACGAAAAAAAUCUUCUGAUUUUUUUGUACACUUUAAAACUACCUGAAAACCAGACUUGAUAUAUAUUCAGUGUUAGGGCUUAUAGCUUUGUUCUUCAGAAGUGGUUUAAUCUUGAGUUUAUGAAUGUAAAUAACCAUUUGAAUUCUCUGCAAUGUGCUUUGGUUUCUGUUCCUCAGGGGUAACCUUUAUAACUGUACUUUUGUAGAUGAUUCCCGGUCCCCUGUUUUCCCCUCCAGACUAAAGUAAGGGAUAAAAGAUUUACGAUAUCUGAUCUCAUACCAAGUCCCUGUGUGUCAAUAUGUAUGUUUAUACAAAUAGAGCCAUCCCCAUAAUUAGAAUUCCCUCCUACGACCAAUAUCUAUGCCCUGUAGUAUCCUGGCUACUUUAAACAUAAGGAGAAUGUAUAAUAAAUACAAACCAAACCAUCUAUGGAACAUGUAAAAAGAAUGUACAUUUCGCUGUAUUUUAAGUUAUUGACGGUCUAAAUACAGUAAUAUAAAUCUUACCCUUAUUUUUGAAUUUUAUGUAUUAAAAUGCAUCUCAGACUUAAAUUUCAUGUCGGACUGUACAGCAGAGUUCAUUUCCCCUGUUUUCUAUCUUUCAAUUAUUUACUCUCCUUUUCCUUUGUAAGCUGAGACUGGAAAGGUUCCUGUGUACCCGCCUUCACCUCCGUGAUGGAAAUAUUAAACAUGUUCAGCAAACUCUC
Chrysemys picta bellii (western painted turtle) is the source of this 3893-nucleotide messenger RNA. It is a transcript of the gene EXOC6, whose product is annotated as exocyst complex component 6. Gene Ontology annotation, cellular component: membrane; exocyst. Gene Ontology annotation, biological process: Golgi to plasma membrane transport; exocytosis; intracellular protein transport. The record is from RefSeq and is a predicted model, not a curated record. Lineage: Eukaryota; Metazoa; Chordata; Testudines; Emydidae.